Molecule: messenger RNA, 9197 nt
Organism: Drosophila rhopaloa
Lineage: Eukaryota; Metazoa; Arthropoda; Insecta; Diptera; Drosophilidae
Molecular function (GO): protein binding
Source: RefSeq, a predicted model, not a curated record
GCAUGGUGUUUGAUAUACUAAAAUGACGACUGCGAGCUUACCCAGGGUUCCCGAGGGUCUGCGGGAUCUGAUGAAGGUGUACACCAAAGAAGUGUUACGUGAAAAGCCGGCUGACUUGUAUGGGUUUUCGGCCAACUUUUUCAACGUGAUUGUUGGUGAAAAAUCACACCAAGUGGUGCGAAAAUACGAGCCAGUGCAAACUUAUGAAACCAUCAUGAAAAACCGAGUGCGACAGCAGGUGCCGCUGUCCCUUGUGUUCAAUAUCAUCCCAGAAAAACUGACCGAUCUAAUCAAACAAUUUAUAAAGGCAGUUCUAAGGGAAAAACCGGAAAACAUAUACAUAUUCGCGCAGGAGUACUUUCAAAGGAUGUCCAAGGAAAAGUCGGGGCGAAUUGAGUACACCAAGUAUUCGACAUACGAAAAGUCAUUAAAGGACAAAGAAAACGUAACUCCUGUAUCGAAGGUAACCUGUGAGUGUGGACGUAUACUUAGUGCGAAAACGAAGGAUGUGGAAAACACGGCAUCCGCAUAUACAGAUACCAAAUUAGCUGAGGCAGAUCAGAGCACAUUCUCGAGCAGCAUUUCGUACUUGCAAUCAGUUGUCAUUAUUCAGAGACAUUUUCGACGAUAUCUCAAGCAGCGGAAUUUAGGUCGGGAAAAGGAUAAAUGCAAUAGCGUGGAAUACGUGGCAGCAAUUCUCCUUAUUCAAAGGCAGGUUCGUCGCCUUUUGGCCAAGAAGCGAGUUGAAGAACUUAAAAAUUCACGUGACGCCCGAAAACUUAGUUCUAAAUUUAACGCUGCCGACUAUAUGAAAGCCGUUGUCGUCAUUCAGCGACAUUAUCGCAUAUAUUUGAAAAGGAAGCAGGAGCAAAAUCGAUUGAAAAACGGCACAGUAUCCUUAGCAACAGCCGCCAUUAUAAUCCAGAGAGCCUUCAGGAGGAUGGUGGCGCUACACAGGGCCAAAAGAAGCGCAUCAUCGGCAGCAGAUCAAGCCGAGGAACUCAACGACAAUGCCUCUGAAACAGGCUCCUACACAUCCGUCUCCACCGCACUCCUUUCAACGGAAUCCACCGAGCUGGGAAUCGCAAACUUCGAGGAACGAGUCCAUCAGAAAAUAAUUCAUGAGGACGAGGAAGUGGAUAACGAUAACGUUGAUGUCGGCCUUGAGAAGGAGUUCGCAGAACCCAUUAAAGGCGCAGAAAAAUCGAUACAACUAAAGAAAAGCGAAAUCCUAAGUGGUGCUUUAAUCGAGAACAUGAUUUGCAAACCUAACUUGGAAAAUGUUAAGGACUUUAAUAAUGAAUCAAAAGAUUUGGAAGUUGAUGCAAAGGUCCCUGCCGAACUGGAAAAUAUUAAGGAUUUUAUUAGCGAAUCAAAAGACUUAGAAGAGGAUGCAGAGAUCCCUGCAGAUUUAGUCAUUGAAGCUGUCAAAAGUAGAGCUAGCCAAGAUCAAAAACCUGAAAUUAUUAGUAAUACAGCCAGCAUAGAUUUGGAAUCAGCAGCUCAUAUCGAACUUAAAGCUAAACAUGACGAAGAAGAACUCGAGUUGGCUAAAGAAGCUGAACUAAAAACUAUUAAAGACAGUUUGGAUAUCGAAUUGGAAACUCAAGAUGAGCUUAAAGAUAAGGCCCCUAAUCUGGAAUCGAAAUAUGUUGCUGAAACUAAACCUAAAAACGAAAGCGUAGAUAUUGUUGAGCAAGAAGGUGGGGAAUCUAAAGAUCCUAACUUGGCUAAAGAAAUUGAGAAAAAAGAAAAUGAUGCAAUGGAAAAUAUUUUGAAAACAGUGGAAGAUUCUUCUAAUAAUUUGGGAGAUGAGCAGGAAAAAUCAGUUAAAGCCGAAGUUACCCCAACUGUUUCGAUUGAAAUCGAGCAUGUAAUAGAUAUUGUAGAAGAUUCCAUAUUAACUCAUCACGAUUCUAAUGUUGAUUUGGUAAGGGAUUUAAGUGGUACCGACCAUGUGGCAGAUGAGUUGAAUAGUGAACCCACUGUAGAAGAAGGUAGCUUCAAGACGGUUUUGGACAAUCAUAAUGGGGAACUUCGUGAGCAAGAAACUAUAAAUGAAAAUAAUAAUGAAGUAUCUAAAGACCCCCUAACCCCAAUCAAAAAUGAGGACUCUAUUAUGUUAGCUAAAAACGAUUCUUUAAGUGAACAUGAAAAUAAAUCUUUUCCAAAGUCUAGAGAUAAGAGAAGUACUGAAGACAAAGAAAUUGUUCAGUCUAAUUCGGAAAGUCAUGAGUCAUCGAUAAAAGGAGAUUUCGAUCUCUUAAAUGAAAGCGAUGCAAUCUUGAAGCCAAUUAUUCAGGAUGAAGUCCAGAUUAGUAACGACAAAGCGUUAGGGGAAUCAUCGGAAACUAUUCUAGCAACGGAAGAUAUUCCCAGAACAGAAAAUGAAACAAUCUCGGGAAGCACUGAAACUUUUAUAAAUAAUGCAAGAGAACCUCUGGAGGAAGUGGUCAAGCCAACGAUUGAAGAAUUCACUUUGGUCAAAGAUUCACAAAUUGAUGAUGCCAUCAACGAUUUCAAGGAAAUUAUUUCAAAAAGCAUAGAUACGAAUGAUAAUUCUCAAAUUGAAAAUGAACUUCUAAAGCCCGACAUUAAAAAUAUCGAAGAGGCUUCCGAUUUGUCAAAGGCUGAGCUGGAAAAUGGACUAUUAGAUGACUUGAAAGCCAAGAAAGGGGAGCUGGAAAUUUUAGUGGAACCCGAAACUUAUAAAAUGGAUCAGAAUAUUGAAAAAAGCUUUGAGAAAUCGGACUAUUUACUUGAAAACAUCAAGGCGGAUAAUUCAUCAGAUGAAACAGAAAUUUUACAGAGUGAAAUUAAAAAACUUUCAAACCAGGAAACCUUACUAAUAGGAUCCGAAAGUUUAGAAACUGAAAAUAUUUCUUCAGUUGAAGGCGACAUUUUCAUUACAAGCAAUUCUGAGGAACCCAAGGCUGAAUUCCAUAAUUUUGGGGUUUUUAUAGAAGGGACGGCGGAAAAAGAUAAAAAUAAUAGAACUGAUACUCCAAAAUGUACUACUUACAUUCUUAUAGACGAGGCCGCCAUUGCAGACAUUAGUGAAAGUAUGGGAGAAAUUACAGUUCCAGCCAGUACCGUUAUCGUGGACGAUUCUUUAAUUGCAUCAGUGGAACACGAAUUUAAAGACUCAGUGAAAAAUGGUUCUGAGGGAUCUGACACCCAAACUGAAAAUAUUGAAGACAAUAAAGAAACUAAAAUGUCCAACGCGAGUGAAUCCGGACAUAGUACAAAAAUCAGUAUUGAUGACUCCAUUAUUGACAACACUAAAUUUUCAACUGAGGUAUCAGAAAUUGCAGGAGCUGAAGAUGAAACUUUACCAAUUGAAUCCGAAACAAUGCUCGUUAAAGACAAAAAACAAGUUGUUGAAUCUAUCGAAGUGGAUAACAUUUCAAAUGAAGAAUCAAAAAGCUUACAACUUGAAGUUAAUGUAUCAGAUACAAAAACUUUACCAAUCAAUUCUGGGUCUGAGAAAGUUGGAGAUAGUGAAUUAAAGCACAAAUCUACGGAACUAGAUAGUUUUUGUCCUGAACUCACAGAAGAGACAAAAAACAUAAGUAACACAUUUAAUGAUGAAAAGUCUGAAACUACAGAAAAAGUAUUGUCGACUUCAGAAGAAACAAAACAUUCCAGUGAAUUAGUGGAUAGUCAUAAAAGAAGCAAAGAAGAUAUUGAAAAUUCAACACAGCCUAAUGAAAGAGAAAUGUCUAUUAUAAAUACUGUCUUAGCAGUUAUGGAGGUAUCUGAUAAAAAUGAGACUGUUUCACAAGAAUUUGAGGACAAGGAGAUUGCCGUUCCAGAUGAUGAAGAUACUCUAGCAGUUAAAAACAAAGAAUCUGAUUCCAUAAUUGAAGAAAUGCUGGAUAAAACAAAACCAGAGUCUGCUUUGGAGAAAAAGAAGCCAGAUGAAGGUCCCACAGCCGCUCUUCUUGAAGAUGAGUCUCCAGAUCCGGAAACCAAACCUAAAAAAGAUGAUUCCACAGAUUUGGAAAGUAGCUCUGCCGCGGUGGAGGAUAAAUGUAUUGGAGAGUCCAAACCAAAAACCGAUUCGCCUGCCGCCUCAACUUCUGAAAAAAACUCUUCAUUGCUUGUAUCUAAUCAAUUAAUUGGCACCCAAAAUUUACCUACUAACCAUAUUGAGAUCGAAAAGAACACCAAGAAGUUGUCUAGCCCUAGUGUAAAAGAUAAAGAUAUUGGCACCUUAACGUCGGGGCGUCUUGUUCCCACACCCAUAGCUGAGCUGCAGCUCAAGUCAUUCAAAACUCCCAACGACGAUGGCGCCUGGUAUGAUAUUUAUAUGGAGCCCAAGAUUACUUCUGAAAAGGAUUCGGAUAAUACUCCAUCCCCGGUUCAAAUUGGCCAACCUGAUACAUCUUCAGUUGGAGAGGAACCUACCAUUGUCGCUGAAAGAAGUCCGAGUUAUUACACACCCAAAGAAAUCGUCGAAGCCGUUGUACCAAAAGCUAAGAACUCAGUCUUUUUUAUUUCAUUCGACCCGGAUGAUGGAAAACCCAAAUACAAAAUACCAAAAAAGUUUCGGGAUCAACCAAAAAAAGAUACUAUGAAAGAAAUUAUAAAAAUCGAUGAUAUUCAAUCGGAAUCUGAAGUUGAUUCAAACGACGAGGAAAUUGAAGUCAUUGAAGUUUCGGAGGGCGAUCCCGAGUACCAACAGAUUGGAGGAAGCAAACUACAAACCAUAUUGGAACUUGACAAUGAAAAUGAGCAGCCUACAGAAAUCAGCAACGAAAACUCAGCUUUAGAGCCAGAACUGGAAGAUUCGUCAAUAAGAAAUAUUAAUAAAGUCGAAAGUAAGAUGGAAAAAGUUAAUUCGGAAAAUAUAUCUGUACCAGGCAAUGAAAAGUUAUUAACACAGUCCACAAAAAGUGAUAUUGAGCGUUAUGAAUUGGCCUAUAAUACAGACAUAUCAAGAAUGACAAGGUCUGUGCAGAUCAUUGAAAGAGCUUACAAACGUUUUACAAAUAAACGUUCUUUGAAUAGUGAAUCAGACCAUGAGUCUGCUUUUUCAAAGCAAAACAGAGCAGCUAUAAUAAUACAAAAGUGGGUUCGGGAAUCUUUAAGGAAAAGGUCCUUGCAAGUUUCCUCAGACAUUUCCCAGAAAUCAAAAGAAAGUCUUGCUGCGAAGAAAAUUCAAAGGGCUUUUCGAAGAUAUGUAGAGAAAACAACCGAAAGAAAAUCAGCUAGUAAACAUUUUACAAAGAAAGAGGAAACUGCUGCACUCGUUAUUCAAAAGGCAAUUAGGCUAUAUUUGCAGAGGAACUAUGUCGAACCUAAUAAAACGCAAUUUCCAGAUAAAACAGAAUUUGAGCAAAAUCAAGCUGCCGAAAAAAUUCAAAGAGCUUACAGAAGGUAUCUAAAAUUAGCCGGUAAGUCAGAGAAGAUAGGUGAAUCACAGUCACAAGAGCUACAAGAGGUCGAUAAUCCAGUGGACGAUAUUUCCACCCCGAUUCAAUUGUUAAAUCCAUCCGAGGAAAAAGAAAUUGUAGUUUACAAAUCUGAAGAACUACAAAAUAUUGAGAAACCUUUAAAAGCUAGUUUAAGCUCAACUCAGUUUCUAAAAUCCACCGAUAAUCCUGAAAUUAUGAAUGAAUUACAGACAGAAGAACUUCAAGAAGAUGAGGGAGCUGCGGAAACGAUUUCAAAUCAAAUUCUGAUUUCAAAUUUAGCCGACGAACCUAAAAUGAUAAAAGAAGAGAAAGCGAAUGAAUUACGAGAACUGGAGAAUCCUUUAAAAGACAUUGAGAAUCCUUUGAAAGCUAGAUUGAGCUUAACUCAGAAUCAAAAAUCAUCCGAUAAUUCGGUAUUUAUGAAAGAAUCUCAGACAGAAGAACUACAAGAAGUAGAGAAAGCUGCGGAAACUAUUUCCAAUCAAAUUCUGAUGUCAAAUUUAGCCAACGAACCUAAAAUUAUAAAAAAAGUGAAAAACAGUGAAUUAAGAGAAUUAGAUAAUCUUUCUAAAGACACUCUUUUGUCGAGUUCCUUUGAUGGACCAGAAACUAUUACAGAAGUGCAGUCUAUAGAACAAGAAAAUUCCUUGAAAGCUAGCCAAUUGUAUACUCCAAAAUUAGCAGAUGAAAUUAUAAAUGUGUUUAAGGCAGACGAGUUAGAAGGGGAGAACCUUGCGAAAGUUAUUUCAAGCCCAAAAUUGGCGGACCAACCAAAGGAAACAAUUUCAGAUGAACUCAUCGAAUUAAAAAAUUCUCUGAAAGAUAACUCUAGUCCAAUUCAUAUGUCAAAGGCAGCCGAAGAACCUGAAAUCAUUAUUGAACUGCAUUCUGAAAACCUACAGGAAACUGAGAAUCUUGCAGAAGCUAAUUCAAGUCCAAUUCACUCUCCGAAAUUAGCGGACCAACCAAAAGAAACAUUGUCAGAUGAACUCAUCGAAUUAAAACAUUCCCUGAAAGAUAAUUCUAGUCCAAUUCCUAUGUCAAAGGCAGCCGAAGAUCCUGAAAUCAUUGGUGAACUGCAAUCUGAAAACCUACAGGAAACUGAAAAUCUUGCAGAAGCUAAUUCAAGUCCAAUUCACCCUCCGAAAUUGGCGGACCAACUAAAAGAAACAAUGUCAGAUGAACUCAUCGAAUUAAAACAUUCUCGGAAAGAUAAUUCUAGUCCAAUUCUUAUGUUUAAAGCAGCCGAUGAACCAGAAAUUAUCAGUGAACUGCAAUCUGAAAACCUACAGGAAACUGAGAGUCUUGCAGAAGCUAAUUCAAGUCCAAUUCACACUCUUAAAUUAGCCGACAGUACACAAAAACUACAAGAUUUACAGAUUGAAGAAGAAUUACAAGAGUUAGAUAAACAUGCACAAGCAAAUUCAAAUCGAGUUCAAGAUAAACCCGAGAUCAUAAUGGAAUUGGACACAGAUAAACUCCAAGCAGUAAAUAGUAAUGCUGAAACUAACUCAAGUUUAAUUUAUUCAUCAAAGGAUGAGCCUGACGGAAAGUCUAGUGCAGCUUCUGUAAUUCAAAGAGCUUUUAGACAAUAUAUGGAACGAAAAAAACUUGAAAAUUUCGAUGAGACCUCCUUUGACUCGAUUACGAGCUCACGAAUAACAGCCAUUGAAACAUCCAAUUAUCAAACUGCUGGAACUCCAUUAGAAAGUUUGGUAAAGGAACCCACCGAUGAACCAAUCGAAGAUGCGUCGAAGGGCAGCCAGAAGUCAGAGUGGUUUGUGGGAUCAACUCGCAUAAUACCUAGCCAGGGAGUCGUCGAAGAACAUCUUGGGGUUGAAACCGAUCCGGAUCCAGCUGCAAUCACAAGUAAAACUGAGCUCAACACCAGCACGCAAGUAGAAUCAGUUGAAACAGUAGAUAGAACGCAUGGCUCGCUUGAAUCCAAAUUAACUCCUGGUAUUAGCAGUUCCAAAAUCGAUGAGAGUGUAGGCAGUGCAUCUGAAAAGGAUAAUGCAGUCUCUUCUGGUUUAGCAGGUUUAACGAAGUCUUCUGAAGCUGGACUUGGUUCAGGGGAGGAUCCACUACUUCUAUCGCAAUCGGAUUUCGGUGGUAUCGUACAUUCUCUAGAUAUUGCUUCAACUCAAGAACUUGUUAAUAAUUUUUUGGAAAAUGAGAUUGAGUACUCAUCUAAGCAGGGACCCUUCCUACCACAGGAAGUUAAAGAGGAACCUUGUGUGAAGAAAUCUGCUUCACUGGUUAAUCUUUCCGAAGGUGAAUCGGAGCCAGAUCUUGCUAGUCAGAAAGCUGAAAAUACAGAUUCUUCAGCAUCUGAAAAUACGGGCUUAGACACACUAUCUGCGGACACAAUCGACAAGGCAACCAUCAAGUUGUCCAAGCCAGAGGAAGUGAUUGAAAAAAUGACGCAGCUAAGAGACUCCAAGUCCCACGACAGGCUUCCUUCGGCAGAUCCCAGUUUUGAUGAAUCCGUAGUGCGACCCAUGAGUUCCUUGCAGGAACAGUACAGCCUGGACAUCGAGGAUGGCGAUAUUAUCGUAUACAAUCGACUGCAGCGGGAUGAAACCCGGGAAAGCUCGGCCCAGAGUGACUCCGUAGUCUUCGGUGAGGCAGUAGCUGAAAAAAUACAAGACAAGGACCUGCUCAAUGAGGAAGAAUCCGGAAGAGUGCACCUAAUGCGGCAUUACACGAUCGCUGGAGAUGAUCCACGGGGUCUGUUUAGAUCGGUGACUAUUGAUGAUGCUCUUAGUUUUGUCGAAGUCGGAGGCAAAGAUAUGGGCAUUAACAGCACCAAUAGUUUCUGUUUGGACGAUGAGACCUCGGAGAACAUACGCAAAAAGAUGAUGGCUUACUCGUUAUCUGAAACGGAUUCCGAUUACUUUGAUCCGAGGAAGACCAGCAAGGAGGACUUUGACGUAGACACGGCCAUGGCAGAUGACAUGGGGACAUCCACCGAAACGGAAUCCACCAUUGUUUCGGCGGCCACCAAAAUUCAGGCUGGAGCUCGUGGCUUCCUCACCAGACGAAGAUUGCGUAGGGCAAGUGCUGGGACAAAGUCCUCCACUUUGGAUACCAAGGCGUCAUUCGGCAACGAUGCAAUCAGCGAGUCCCUGGAAAGAUUCAUCGAGGAGGAGGCGGCGAAAAAGAUACAGGCCGCAUACCGGAUGCACACCAGGAAACGCAAGGUUCACAACCGGAAAAUAGAAGGCAUCAGCUUGGAGAGCAACCUGGCGGCCAGACGUCAAAAGUUGCAGCGCGGGGAUGCGCUUCGAAAUGACUCUACCCCAGAUGAAGAAAGUAGUGUGAUUGCCAGUGGAGUACAAGCACAAAAAAGCUCCAAACUAAUAAAAAGCAAAACAGUUGGUGAGGCAAAAUUGAAAGCCGACAUGGAGUUAAAAUGGUUGAAAAUGAGGCAGAACUCGAUGCCCGUUCAAAUUGAUUGCGAAGUUUUCAGAGUUAUUCCCAAGCAUAUGCGAAAACGUAUAAAAAGCGCCGAGGCAAACAAAAGGAAAUAAAAUAAACAAGUCUAUAAGUAUCAACGCUGAACUAUAUCUAAAUAAAAUAUAUAUCUAAUCGAAAAUGUUUUUGUUAUCAAACAAGCGGAAAGGCUUCCGGGAGUAAAUCAUAGCAUUUAUUUUCCUGAAUUUCAACGUAUUUAAUUUAAACGGACUGCGGAUGAGCGGAUGGCUGCCACUUUUGUUCUAAACAUUAAACGUAUUUGACAGAUUUAUGAGAUGGGUGUGCACCAUGUACAGAAAU